AUGGUUUGGUACAGUGGGCCAUCCAUCUUGUGCAGACUCCAGUUGCUUCCCUGUUCCUCCGCCCUCGACCUCACCGCGCGUCCCCGUCCCCUCCUCCCACUCCGCCUUGCCUCCACUCCACUCCUCUCGCUUCCAACGCCGCCGCGGAAGAGUGCGAGGAGGAGGCGGCCGCCGAUCUGUAUCAGGGCUCCCUGCGCGACCUGGAGGAGCCGUUCUUAUCUCGCCGAAGAGCCGGGAAAAAUGCCUGGUAUCCAGUUAGGAUGCCACACUAUAAGGUCCCAUGGCACCAGUGUGGCAAGACUCCACAUGUAUGACUGGAUAAUACUUCUGUUUCUUGCUGUUAUUGAUGGAGUGUUAAACAUAAUUGAGCCUUUUCACCGCUUUGUUGGACGUGACAUGAUGACGGACUUGAGAUACCCACUAAAGGGCAACACAAUUCCAUUUUGGGCCGUCCCGCUUAUUGGUAUUGUGCUGCCCUGUGCUGUCUUUGGUGGAAUUUACUUCAAAAAGAAAAAUGUCUAUGAUUUACAUCAUGGCAUACUGGGGAUUCUAUAUUCAGUGCUUAUAACUGCGGUGAUUACUGAUGCAAUUAAGGAUGGUGUUGGUCGUCCUCGCCCAGAUUUCUUUUGGCGUUGUUUCCCUGAUGGAAUACCUAAGUUUGAUAAUGUCACUACUGAUGUCAUAUGCCAUGGAGAAAAGGGUGUCAUCAAGGAAGGCCACAAGAGCUUUCCAAGUGGGCAUUCUUCAUGGUCUUUUGCUGGUCUAGGUUUUCUUGCGUGGUACUUAGCUGGUAAACUUCAAGCUUUUGAUCGCAAAGGCCAUAUUGCAAAACUAUGCAUAGUAUUUCUGCCUCUACUUGUUGCAUCACUUGUGGCAGUCUCUCGGGUUGAUGAUUACUGGCAUCACUGGCAAGACGUAUUUGCAGGUGGCAUUAUAGGUCUUACUGUUGCUUCAUUUUGUUAUCUGCAAUUUUUCCCUUAUCCAUUUGAUGCUGAUGCUGUAUGGCCUCAUGCAUAUUUCCAACAGCUAGCCGACACACAAAGCAACGGUAUUGCAAACUCAUACAACACGAGACCAACAGACACUGAGCUUGCCGAUGAAGACCAUGGUGCCAUUGCCCUGAGAGACACCAUCCCUAUUUUAGACUCGAUGGAGUCUGGUAGGAGAAUCUGAAACAUGGGGCGACAAGUAUCAUGAUGGUGUGGAUUCUUUGAUCUUUCUGGGUUUAGGUUCUGCAGCAUAAUUAGUUGGUACGUUUGCUCCAUUUCCAUGUACAUUGCACGAGUAAAAGGUAGGUAGGAUUGUGCCAAUCAUCUGGUGAUCGUCUCAUCAUCUUCACUGAGAGCUCCUUGCAACAAUCUGGUGGCCAUUACAAGCUGACAACUCUCUGUGGGUGUUGGAUGUAAAUUACUGUUAGUUUGCACUCUAGUCAUAUUCAUAUCCUGUUCUUUUUUAACUCAUGGUGUACCUAUCCUACACUGAGUUUCUCAACGAUCGCGCUGAAAUUGGUCACAUGGUGUAAAUUACUAAUGUUGCUGACUUUUGUGAUCCAGUUUAUUGCAGUUCAUUUAUUAGAUGCUCCAAAAAGAUGGGAUGGAAACCAACCAAAAGCACAGGACGUGGGGUGAACUAGAACAAAAGGGACGCUGGACACAAAACUCAAACCACACAUUAAGAUUAGAACUAAAGCAGCACUUGGCAACAGUGCAACCUAAAGUUCAACUAAAUAAGAUCGAACAAUGUAAUGGAUUAAAUUGGCAGUUUUUUUAUUGCUAUUUUCCAUAGGUAGAUAAAUAAUUAACAAUCACCCCCCUCUAGUGCGCACAUGUGAAUCACGCGGAGGUGGAACGAGGCGGUCUGGCUGAUCAUCGACCUGGAUAUGAGGAGAAUAUU
Messenger RNA from Oryza brachyantha (malo sina), 1893 nucleotides. RefSeq names its product lipid phosphate phosphatase 2-like. Gene Ontology annotation, molecular function: phosphatidate phosphatase activity. The transcript has 9 exons. The coding region runs from base 1 to 1173 and encodes 390 amino acids. NCBI's taxonomy places the organism in Eukaryota, Viridiplantae, Streptophyta, Magnoliopsida, Poales, Poaceae. The record is from RefSeq and is a predicted model, not a curated record. Gene Ontology annotation, biological process: phospholipid metabolic process.